Molecule: messenger RNA, 1985 nt
Organism: Manis javanica (Malayan pangolin)
Lineage: Eukaryota; Metazoa; Chordata; Mammalia; Pholidota; Manidae
Gene: NBL1
Product: NBL1, DAN family BMP antagonist
Biological process (GO): animal organ morphogenesis
Molecular function (GO): BMP binding; receptor ligand activity
Source: RefSeq, a predicted model, not a curated record
GGCAGCAGACGGCGCACAGCGCAGCCCAGCCGGCCGCCUCCCCGAGCCUCCGGGGGCGCCGGGCCCGCCACCCCGCGGCCCGCAGACAGAUCCGCAGGAACUGGCGGGCGCGCCGCUCUCCCCGCCGCCGCCGCCGCCGCCGCCGCCGCGCGCGUUCUAGACUCUAAAGGCCACGGGCACGAUGCUUCGGGUCCUGGUUGGGGCUGUCCUCCCCACCGUGCUGCUGGCUGCCCCACCACCCAUCAGCAAGCUGGCAUUGUUCCCGGACAAGAGCGCCUGGUGUGAGGCCAAGAACAUCACCCAGAUCGUGGGCCACAGCGGCUGUGAGGCCAAGUCCAUCCAGAACAGGGCGUGCCUGGGACAGUGCUUCAGCUACAGCGUUCCCAACACUUUCCCGCAGUCUACAGAGUCCCUGGUGCACUGUGACUCCUGCAUGCCAGCACAGUCCAUGUGGGAGAUUGUGACCUUGGAGUGCCCCGGCCAUGAGGAGGUGCCCAGGGUAGACAAGCUCGUGGAGAAGAUCCUGCACUGCAGUUGCCAGGCGUGCGGCAAGGAGCCUAGUCAUGAGGGGCUGAGCGUGUAUGUGCAGGGUGAGGACGCACCCGGCUCCCAGCCUGGCACCCAUGCGCACCCCCACCCCCACCCUCACCCUCACCCUGGCGGGCAGACCCCUGAGCCUGAGGAUCCCCCUGGGGCCCCACACGUGGAGGAAGAGGGGGCUGAGGACUGAGCCCCCAACUCUUCCUCCCCUCUCGUCCCCUGUGGAAUGUGGGGUCUUAACCCUCCAGGGGAAGGGUCAGGGGAGAGGCUGAAACCCCUCUUUGGCACUGGAUGGACUUGGAUUCAGACCUGGACUUGGAAUGUUUCCCAGUUGCCAUGGAGAUCUGAAGGGAGGGGUUGGAGCCAAGCUGCACAAUUUAAUAUAUUCAAGAGUGUGGGGAGGAUGCAGAGGUCCUCAGGGUUCUUUUUCGGAGGGUGGGGGUUCUCUGCCUUCCUGCCUCCUAGAGAUGUGCCUUGGGAAGGGGGGGAAGUUGGCUAAGCUGCUGAGGUGGGGGUGCAGCCAUCCAAGAUGGCGGGAGCCAGGGUAGUGCUCACGCAGCCCCCGGUGGGCAGGGCCCCCGGGUGCAAGUGGUGGAGCUGAGGAGGACACCUUGCCAGCAGCAGGCGUGAGGGAGGGGCUGGGUCCGGGGAAGGCAGAACACUGCAGAGGCCGGGAGCUGAGGUGCUCAGGCUUCCCCAGAGGCCUCCAUGCCCAGCUCAGCCUCUUCUGGGUGGCACUGCAGUGGCCCUCCCACGAUGGCACGGCCGGGAGUCAGGUCUGGGCGGGCCCCUGCUGACUCAUGGUCCAGGAGCCAGGAUUUCUCGGCUUCUGCAGCUUCCUCGGCUUCUGAGGGGAGCAAGGUGAGGAAGGGGAGACCCUCCAGACCGCCACCAAAGAGGAGCAUCGCUCCCCCUCUUUAGGAUCUUAGUGCCUCCAGCUGCACCCCUCCACCCCAAGUUCUAGGUCCCUCAGAAAGCCAAUGGAGCCAGCCUCACCGUCCUGGGGAGCUCUUUGUAAAUGUCUGGUGGUGGGGAGGCUCGUAGACCAAGUUUCCAAGGAGGGACCUGAGUGGGAUGGACUCUGGCUGAGCUUUGAGAAAGUAGGAAGAGGAGGGGCGGGUGGUAUUUGGGGGCUGCCUUCGUGUUGGGUGGAGGCGGUCCCUACUGCCCAGUUCCACCCACCACCUCCCUCCCAGCUGCACUUUAACCCUAGAGGGGGUGUGGGGGCCCAGGGCAGGGCAGGUGGGCAGUGUAGAACACCCCUCAGUACCCAGAGCUGCCUGUGUGUGCUCCUCUGUGCCCAGGGCAGCUGCCAGCCUGCCCGCUCCUGCCUGGGGGUGCCCGGCCAUCAGGGCUGUUCUGACAAGAGCUUCUGGAGCUUGUAACCAGUGGAUUGUUUCCCUGAUGGACCCUGAGUUUUCUCAUGAAUAAAUUCGUUGAAUGCC